Molecule: messenger RNA, 3706 nt
Organism: Melopsittacus undulatus (budgerigar)
Lineage: Eukaryota; Metazoa; Chordata; Aves; Psittaciformes; Psittaculidae
Gene: CBFA2T3
Product: CBFA2/RUNX1 partner transcriptional co-repressor 3
Exons: 12
Coding region: 154-1965 (603 amino acids)
Biological process (GO): negative regulation of DNA-templated transcription; DNA-templated transcription
Cellular component (GO): nucleus
Molecular function (GO): transcription corepressor activity
Source: RefSeq, a predicted model, not a curated record
UUUCCACACAGGGAGGAAUCUCGAGUGUUGCUUGUGCUGUGGUUGGGGAGGCAAACGGACGUGAACUUGGCUGUGCAAAGGGGGUUUUCUCUGCCUGUUGCCUCCCGGCUGUUGUCUGUGCUGGCAGAUAACGUGGGGACGCAGGCCGCCACCAUGCCCGACUCACCGGCCGAUGUGAAGACACAGUCCAGGUCCACGCCGCCCAGUAUGCCUCCACCGCCGCCAGCCGUCACACAGGGAGCCACACGGCACCCGUCCUUCACACCAAACACCAAUCGAGACGCUGGCCCUCCGACGUUUCUGCCUCGCGGCCGUUUUCAUGGUUGCUUGAAAUGGUCGAUGGUCUGUCUUUUGAUGAACGGGAGCAGCCACUCACCAACCGCCAUGAACGGGGCCCCAUCCACCCCAAAUGGGUUCAGCAAUGGGCCGGCCACCUCCUCCAGCGCCUCCCUGUCCACACACCAGCUCCCCCCAGCCUGCGGUGCCCGGCAGCUCUCCAAGCUCAAGCGGUUCCUCACCACACUGCAGCAGUUUGGCAAUGACAUCUCCCCCGAGAUAGGGGAGCGGGUGCGCACCCUGGUCCUGGGGCUCGUGAAUUCCACACUCACCAUCGAGGAGUUUCAUGCCAAGCUCCAGGAGGCCACCAACUUCCCACUGAGACCCUUCGUCAUCCCCUUCCUCAAGGCCAACCUGCCGCUGCUGCAGCGGGAGCUGCUGCACUGUGCCCGCAUGGCCAAGCAGACCCCGGCCCAGUACCUGGCACAGCACGAGCAGCUGCUGCUGGAUGCCAAUGCCUCCUCUCCCAUUGACUCCUCCGAGCUGCUCCUGGAGGUGGGCGAGAGCGGCAAGAGGAGGACACCAGACAGGACCAAAGAGAACGGUUUGGACCGAGACCCUCUGCACCCCGAGCACCUCAGCAAGCGGCCGUGCACCAUGAGCCCGGCUCAGCGCUACAGCCCCAGCAAUGGGCUCAGCCACCCUCCCAAUGGAAUGGGGCACCCCCCGGCUGCUCCCCCACUGCCCCAGCACUACCGGCUGGAGGACAUGGCCAUGGCACAUCACUACCGUGAUGUCUACCGGCACCCUGACCCCCGUGAGCUCCGCGAGCGCCAGCGGCCAGCCGCAGUGCAUGGGGCUCGGCAGGAGGAGGUGAUCGACCACCGGCUAACUGACCGGGAAUGGGCAGAGGAGUGGAAACACCUCAACAAUCUGCUGAACUGCAUCAUGGACAUGGUGGAGAAGACACGCCGGUCCCUGACGGUGCUGCGGCGGUGCCAGGAGGCCGACCGCGAGGAGCUCAACCACUGGAUCCGGCGCUACAGCGAUGCCGAGGACAUGAAGAAGGGCACCCCCCCCUCCGCCCGGCCCCACAACAGCUCCUCCGCCUCCGAGGCACCCCAGUUAGAUGCUCACCGGGAGUUCACACCUCGGCCCCUCUCUGGGUACAUGCCCGAGGAGAUCUGGAGGAAGGCUGAAGAAGCCGUGAACGAGGUGAAGCGCCAGGCCAUGUCGGAGCUGCAGAAGGCAGUGUCGGAUGCCGAGCGGAAAGCCCAUGAGCUGAUCACAACGGAGCGAGCCAAGAUGGAGCGAGCCCUGGCCGAGGCCAAGCGCCAGGCGUCCGAGGAUGCCCUCACCGUCAUCAAUCAGCAGGAGGACUCCAGCGAGAGCUGCUGGAACUGCGGGCGCAAAGCAAGCGAGACCUGCAGCGGCUGCAACACCGCUCGCUACUGCGGCUCCUUCUGCCAGCACAAGGAUUGGGAGAAGCACCACCACGUCUGUGGGCAGACCCUGCAGGGGCUGCCGGCCCCCACUGCCCCCAGCACCGCUGUGGGGCUGCCACCGGGCCCGGGGCAGCCCGAUGGGGUGGCCACCAUCGCCAGCAGCCCCAGUGAGACGGGCUCGGUGUCCGCAUCCCGUGCCGGCACACCGGCAACCCCAGCUCCGGUGGAGAGCGCAUCCCGCUGAGCCAGGAUGGGACCAAUGCUGCUGCCACCGCUCUCCAAGAGACAUGGACUGCACUCGAUGCAAUCUCCUCAGCUACCUGACUCGUGUGACCUCCAAAACGACCUCUCUAGCUCUUCACAAAUAAUCCUCACGGAUCCUCAAACUGGGCUUUAAGUGGAGUUAAGGCAAAUACCGAUCUCUGUUCUCUCUUCAGUCUUUGUUUUGGCUUCUUUUUGUUUCUUGGUUGGUUUUCUAUCAGUUGGGGGAUUGUGAUUUGGAUAUUUUUGGGUUUUUUUGGGGGUUUUUUUUGUCCAAUUUUUGCUUUCUGGAGGAGGGAUGUGGCUGCAGCCUCACCAUGGAGUGACAUGGGGAGAGGCCAGCUUGGUUCUGGCCCGUACUGGCACUGCCAAGGGGCUCACUUGCAGAAGGAAAGAAACUUCUUUUCUUCACAUCUCUUAAUUUUUCCCCCCUUUUUUUUCUUUUUUUUUUGUAAAAAAAUAAAGAAAUAAAAAAGAAAACAUCAAACUCUUUGGCUUUAAGUAAGAAAUCGUAAAAAAAAGGAAUAAAAAAAAAGAAAAAAAAGAGAAAAAUCCAAAAACCAGACGACGCCAAGUCAAGCCGCGCGACGGACGCUCACCUGUAACUACCUUGCUAGCUAGCCAAGAACAGACCAGACUCACCUCUGCUCCAAAGGAAAUCCAAAACCAAGGAAGAUCCAAACGUCUCUCCACUGCCAAAGUUCGUUCCGUUCUGUCGUCGCUCCCUUCCCUCCCCGCACGGCCGGAUGGAGGUUUCCAUUCAAUAAAGCAAAAAAUGGGUGUUUUUCAAGCAAACCAAGUCCCCGCGCUGCAGGAGGGGGAGACGGUGGCUGAGAACCGCAGCCGGAGCUGGCACAUCUCUACCUCUGCCCGCCGCCGCCAUGGAAAAAGAGUUAAAAACAGAGAUUAAAACGACCGAUUUUGGGUUUCUCCCUUCCCAAAGCUGUUGGGGGUCACCUGCAGCCGGACCCCCCCAACCCCAUCAGCCCUGUUCUGACAGGCUGCUCCCAUACCCCGCACUGGAUUUGUUUCACAUGGAUUUGGAAGAGGAAGAAGGAAAGGAAAGGAAUGCGAGCAGCACCAAGGACGAUGCCGGUUGUUGUGUGCUUCUUGCACCAUUGUAUAGAACGCAGAGGACGGGAGUGCAAUACGGAAGGUCGCCCGGCUCCGAGAGGAGGGAAGCCCCGUAUGGGGCAGGAAUGCUGUAUGCUAAUGUGAAUGUAAAUAGUGUUUUGCAGAGGUCCAAAAAGAUGCUGAUAAUAACGAUAAUAAUGACGAUAGUGAUAAUAAUAAGAGACAUUUGCCAAACGAAGGAUGAUGAGAACACGGUUGAGGCCGUGGUGUGGGGGAGCGAGGCUGGAUGGAGGCGAGGAGCAAUCGUGUGCUCCAUAGGAGAUGGAAUUGUUCUGCAUCUGCAAAACCAUCCUGUGUGUUUUCUAUAGGGCAGGAGGAAGAGGGAAGGGCUCCGGGCCGGGUCUGUGGUGUUAUCAGUCACCCAGGGGCCCAUGUCACUGCAGCAGAGCUUGGUGCAUGGGGCACCACCGAGGUGAUGGUCCUGGACCUGUGCAACCAGCACCGAGCCCUGCUGUGGGGUUCUGUGCACCCCAAGGUCUCAGUGGGUUCCUUAGGGUGGUUUCUGUGCGCCCUGAGACCUUGGCACAUACCCCAGGGGGUUUCUGUGCACCCCAAGGUCUCAGUGCAUCCCCCCAGGGGUCUCUGUGCAC